This is a messenger RNA of Venturia canescens, 2627 nucleotides long. RefSeq lists its product as uncharacterized. The record is from RefSeq and is a predicted model, not a curated record. The transcript has 7 exons. NCBI's taxonomy places the organism in Eukaryota, Metazoa, Arthropoda, Insecta, Hymenoptera, Ichneumonidae. Bases 153 to 1142 code for a protein of 329 amino acids. Gene Ontology annotation, cellular component: cytoplasm.
CAUAAUAAUAAGUAAUGGAAUGCCACAAGAGUAACGAAUAACCUUAAAUAACCUGCUAUGUCAACAAAUACGACGCCAAUAGGCAACGUCAACCUCUAACGCUAGACCGACCACUUAUCGCGGCGUGUCAGACGUCAGACCUUCGAUCAUUGAUGCGUUAUAUUCAUGCAAUAACACAUGGAAAAUCGGUGAAACAAUUGAUAUCAUCAAAUAUAAAGAAUUCGUAUAAAAUGUGGAAACUUGUUAUACUGCUAGCGGUAUUGUUGUUUAACACGAGUGCAGCAAUACCAUAUCCAUCUAAAUACGAUGCAGAUUCCUAUAACGAUCCCAUUAGUGACAAACGUCCAAGAUUGUUCAGAUCAUUUGGGAAUAGUAUAGACAGGGAAUUCAUUGAAGAGGACGAGACGGAGCCGCCGUGGCUACAGAAUUGGACAGGCCGAUGGUUCCCUGCACGUCCCAAUGAUCCGACACCGCCCCCAAAAGUUUGGCCAUCCGUCGAUUAUGCUCCCAUUGACCAUUUGUCGAUGGGAAAAAUGUAUGAUUGCGAUGACGGAAAAACAAAAUUAGAAGUUGACUGGAAUAGAUCAAACAUAAACUUCACUUGCUUCGGACCAAGAAUUCAGCCAGAUGUGAAAAUUGAUCCCAUCCUCGAAACAGUUCUUAUACCCCCGGCGUAUCGAGCACCUCACAGAUGCAUGAACGAAACAAUUGAAUACUACGAAGACCUUCCUGUAUACGGAACUCAUAGACCUGUAUAUCCAGUUUUUGGAGAAUACAAAUUUUUACCCAAACAACGAUGGCUUCAUAGCCUCGAGCACGGCGCUGUUGUAGCGUUGUUCCAUCCAUGCGCCAAUCCACUGGAGGUAAAUCUCUUGAAGAAAAUGAUUAAACAAUGUCUGAGACGCCACAUUAUUUCGCCGUACGACCGUCUGGACCAGCGACGUCCUCUGGCGUUACUCGCGUGGGGUUCUCGCUUGACCAUGUCUUACGUCAAUCCUGGAAUAAUCAGAGACUUCAUACGGGAGCGAAGUCUCCGGGGUCCGGAAAACAUUCCUCAGGACGGAGAAUUCGACGAGGGUCUCAUAAGAAAAGCGCAGGUCGUCAGCGAUUUUGAUGAUUCCAUGAUUUGUCCAAACAUGUAAAGUUUUUUCUCGUCAUAAGUAUUAAGGUACGAUCAUGAUCUGUUCGGGUUAACACCUUGCAACGAUUGGACUAACUUUUGGAUAAAAGAUUGCCCGGACAAAUGGAACAGAUUUCUCGUACAAAUGCCCAGUGCAGAGCGAGCAAGGAGCGAACACACACACACACACACACACACACUUCUCUCUCAAUAAAUUGUACUUGAGUAUCAACCCAAAUCGAAUUCAUUACUAUUUCGUACUUUUGUCCGAACGAAUUCUGUAACCCGUAUGAAAAAAAAAUUGAAUCGAUCAAUACAGCGGUGUGUUACACGCAUGGGAUGAAUCGAUAAAGUACGUAAAGACGUUCGACUUGUUAAAAACGUUGAAACAUUCGCCAAGCCUUGCGUACGCUCUAUUGACCGUUUUGAAUCAUGUACCGGGCAUUGAAACUCAUAUUUGAGUAUAACAAGUAUCACAUUUUGUUGUAUUCGUCCACUAUGUAAUCAGUUUGUACUUAACGCGUUGUAUCGUAUAAGAAUUUUAGCAAAAAAGAUGGAAGAAAAAAAUUUCAUAUCAAUUUGGAAGGAAUUAUUCGUAGUUGAUCAUGAAAAAUUUCUAAUUAUUCUUCUUAAUGGAGUAUAAUAUCGGAGGUGGAAGAGGGGAAUUAUGAGAUGAACGUUGAAGAUUUUAAUAGAUUUUACUUCCGUUCUCAGAAUGUACAUUUUACAAUAUAUUUAACGUUUGAAUGAAAUAAUUGCUUUAUUAUGAACUAGAGCGAUUACCCAACCAUGGGACUUUUGAGCAGCUAUGUUUGCGAUUGAAAGUGAUUAAUUCACCGUCUCUUGUCUCUCGUGUGAUCCUCAAACUCGCAUUUUCUUCUUUAUAUCUCAAGCGCUCUAAACACGACACAAUUUUAAUAUUAUUGUCUACUCUGCGCGCUCUACAACCAGGUGCAUUAUAUAGAAUAUCGUGUAUUUACAAGAGAGAAUAAUCGUUAAAUUGAUAUGGUUGAUUUUUGUCUACAAUCCGAUUCAUCAUCAACAAGUUGUACAACAAAAAGUUACAAUAGCGGUGGUAGAAAGGUUCCAUUUAUACUUCUCAAAUGAUUAUUGAAUGUCUUAUUGCGAAAGGUAUACAAUCGGCUGCCGAUCGAGCGAGUCGAAUGGAAUCUAAUCUUCCGAGUAUAUUAUAAUUUCGGAUUCAUUUUAUUUCAAGUCCCAUGGAGAUAAUCCAACGAUGAUAAUAUUAUCAUGGUGCAUUUUAAUAAUAGAACAUUCAAUACUACGCGCUCCAGUGACACAAAAAACUUUGAAAUCGCUAUCAUUUCGACGAGCCUAUUCUUUUCUAUAUCUUCGUUUGGGCGCAGUGCUUCUUUUUUUUUUUCGUGUAUGCAAUUGUACAGAUUGUGUUGUAUAUGCAAAACGAUGCUGCUGUACGUUGGGCCAGUAAAUCGGCCCUUUUUUUAUCUUUAUGAUAGACGCAUAAUAAAAAUGUUUCUUCUUCUUA